AUGCAGAAAAUUUUGCAGCAGCAUAACCUGCCAAAACUGCAGAAAAACAUAAUCUGGCAUAUCCCGAAACUGUCCCAAAACAGGUUUUACCCUCCACUGCCCUAUCCUAACCGUGUAAUUCCUAAAGCGAGGGAUCAGCAACUCAAGGACUUUAUGCAGACACUAUCCAAAGUUCAAAUCAACAUUCUAUUGCUGGAUGCGAUCAAGAAAAUUCCAUCAUAUGUCAAAUUUUUGAAAGAAGUUUGCAGCAGCAAAAAGAACCUUGCAGAUUUGGACAAAGUCUUUUUGACAAAACAGUGCAUCGCAGUUUUGCUACACAAGCUGCCACCUAAGAAAAAUGAUCCAGGGAGUUUUAAUAUUUCUUGCACUAUUGAAAAUUCUAAUUUUAAAAUUGAUUUGGGUGCAAGUAUUAAUUUGAUGCCUUUUUCUAUUUUCCAGGGAUUAGGACAAGGAGAUUUAAAGCCUACAUCAAUUAUACUUCAACUGGCUGAUCGUUCAAUCACUUAUUCAAGAGGUGUUAUUGAAGAUCUAAUUAUUAAGGUUGAUAAUUUUUAUCUACCGGCAGAUUUUGUGGUUUUAGACAUGGACGAAGACUUUCAAACACCUAUUAUUUUGGGGAGGCCGUUUAUGGCAACAAUUAGGACUUUAAUUGAUGUGGAAGCUGGAACAUUGACUUUACUGGUUCAGGACCAAUCUGUGGUGUUUAAUUUGUUUGAGGCAGCGAAAUGUCCUGCUGAACAGCAAGAAUGUAUGUGCAUUGAUGUGGUAGACAGUAUGGUUCAAGACAGUUUUUAUGACAGUUCCCGGAUCUAUAAGGAAAGACCUAAAGCAUUUCAUGACAGUCAAAUUUUACGGAAGGAAUUUCAGCCAAGGCAAAAGGUUAUGUUAUUCAGUUCAAGGCUUAAGUUAUUUCCAGGGAAAUUAAAAUCUCGCUGGACUGGACCCUACCCGGUGACUCAAGUUUUUUCUCAUGGGGCAGUUGAAAUAACUAAUAAGGCUAAGGGAAACGCAUUCAAGGUAAAGGGUCACAGACUGAAACCCUACAUAGAGACACCCUUUGACAUUACAAAUAAGUCUUUGACUCUGAAGGAACUAGUGAUUUGA
Molecule: messenger RNA, 1104 nt
Organism: Prunus dulcis (almond)
Lineage: Eukaryota; Viridiplantae; Streptophyta; Magnoliopsida; Rosales; Rosaceae
Exons: 1
Coding region: 1-1104 (367 amino acids)
Source: RefSeq, a predicted model, not a curated record